This is a messenger RNA of Schistosoma rodhaini, 1652 nucleotides long. Lineage: Eukaryota; Metazoa; Platyhelminthes; Trematoda; Strigeidida; Schistosomatidae. The record is from the annotation of a GenBank genome assembly.
GAAUAUAUCUUAUGUAAUUAUCAAUAAACACCCUGGACAUGAUGCGAAAAAGGAGACAUACUAAUUAUCAUAUAACUGAGAUGAUGCUUUGCAAUUGUUAUGAUCUGGUCUACACAACUAACACGUUUCUUGAUUGAUACCGUCGGUCUUGCGUACGUUUUUCAUAUAUAACAAACGGGAAUGUAAUGUUCUGUUUACAAUGAAGUAUGCUUCAUCGCUUUUUCCUAUUCUGCACUGUAAGUUUGCUCAAUCUAUGUGAUAAAUCUUUAUUGCAUAACUAAAAAUUCUUUUAACGAAAACUCAUUUGAACUUACAGUCAUAAUCACUAUGUCCAUUUUUACACAUUUGACGUUUCUAAGUCUCUAUCCGCUUAGUGUGCAAAUAUUUUUUUCAAUUUUUGACACAAGCAGGAAAUUCGCUAUUAUGAAAAAAUCGCACGUCACAGUUGUUGGCUCACUCAACGUUGACCUAUCCGUAUUCACAAAUAUCAUUCCAAAGGUAGGAGAGACAGUAACUGGUUCGAGUUUUCUUCUUGGUUACGGGGGUAAAGGAGCAAAUCAGUGUGUGGCUUCCAGAGUACUGGGAUGCAACACUGCACUGGUAGGGAAAGUUGGCGAUGAUUAUUUUGGUGAGAUGUUUAUUCAGCACUUGAAACAACUUGGAGUGAACACUGACGGUAUAUCAAGAUCAUCAAUGAAUAGUACUGGAGUUGCAUCAAUUACAGUUGAAACAGGAACAGGUGGAAAUCAAAUUAUCAUCGUCCCAGGUGCAAAUAUGCUUGUAUCAGAAAAAGACAUUUCCUUUGCAGAGAAACUAACCCUCUUGGAUACAAAAGUAAUAGUUUGCCAGUUUGAAAUCAAUCCAUCUGCAACACUUUAUAGUUUGAGGCUUGGCCGUGCCAAAGGUGCAAAGACAAUUUUAAAUCCCGCACCUGCGCCAGUGGCUUCUGGAAAUCCUGAGAUUUUGGGGAAUUACGAAUUAAUGGAAGAUAUUUUACCAAAUUGUGAUUUUGUGUGUCCAAAUGAGUCCGAAUUUUGUUCCAUAACCGAGUCUGACUCUGAAUCACUUUUCUCCAAAAAUGAGAUUGGCUCACUGAAUAUAGAUGCUUUUAUUCCUGGUCUUGUCUACUUACUUCAAAAGAAAAUCAAAUGCCCCAUAGUAACUCUAGGGAGUAAAGGAGUUAUUGCAAUUUUAUCGGAACAAGAUAUGGCAAAUAUAUAUGCCAAAGACGCUAGCGAAGUGGCUCGUAUUACUCUUGAAAACCAAGAGAAGUUGGUAGUACACCUCUCAGCACCCAGUAACUUUGAUGUUGUUGACACAACAGGAGCAGGAGACUGUUUUGUUGGCUCACUAGCUUACUUCGUCGCUUGUCACGAGGACAUUACUCUAGCUGAACAAAUAAGACGAUCGGUUUGGGUUGCCGGCCAAUCAAUCCGUAAAAAAGGGACACAAUCUAGUUACCUGAAACGUGAUGAACUUCCUGAUACACUCUUUGCAUCAGAAACAUUUCAGUGGCCAUAGUGGCUAAAAUCAGUAAUAUUUUUCCUAUAUUUUUUACUCUUUUUUUGGUAUUUCCUAUAUCCCAACUUCAUUAAAGAAAUGUAAAAGGUAAUUUACAUUGAAAUAAAUAUUAUUCAGAAUCACUAUCACAA